Molecule: messenger RNA, 1296 nt
Organism: Saccharomyces paradoxus
Lineage: Eukaryota; Fungi; Ascomycota; Saccharomycetes; Saccharomycetales; Saccharomycetaceae
Gene: RMA1
Product: putative tetrahydrofolate synthase
Exons: 1
Coding region: 1-1296 (431 amino acids)
Biological process (GO): folic acid-containing compound biosynthetic process
Cellular component (GO): cytoplasm; mitochondrion; cytosol
Molecular function (GO): tetrahydrofolylpolyglutamate synthase activity; ATP binding; dihydrofolate synthase activity
Source: RefSeq, a predicted model, not a curated record
AUGGAUGGUAUAAACGGAAGGCAAACUUUUCCUCGAAUAAACCGUUUGUUGGGGUACGUUGGAAAUCCCCAAAAUAGUCUGACAAUCCUUCAUAUAGCGGGAACAAAUGGUAAGGAGACGGUAUCUACAUUUUUAACAUCUAUAUUGCAACAUCCGGAACCACAGCGGCAAAGAAUCUUGGUUGGUAGGUAUACUACAUCUUUCUUGCUAAAUGCUAAGGAGGAGGAUAUUAGCAUUAACAAUGAGGCCAUUUCCUUAACAGAGUAUUCUAGAAUCGAGAGGGAACUUAUAGAGGUGGAUAGGUCUUUAAAUUUACAGUGUAACAACCUCGAACUGCUGACAAGUGUGGCUUUGGUAUAUUUUGCUGAGAAAAGUUGCCAAUGGUGUAUAAUAGAAACUGGGUCAACUGGGAGACAGGACCCUGCAAAUAUAAUUGCAGGUCAAAAUAGGAUUUGUUGUGCCAUUACCAACGUAGGCAUAAGCGAUGAAGCAUUCUUAUGCAAGUUUCUGUCUCAAAUUACUGGCAAUCGCCCAAAUAAAGCUAUUUGUCUACUAGACGGUUCUAAUGACGAAUUUGUACGAAAUACAAUAACCAAACGGUGUCAUGACGUCGGAUGUCGAUUAAAAAUCACUGAUCCUUCUCUUAAUAAGUGUAAUGUACGGACAGAUUCAUGGGGCACGCUUGAAAUUCACCACCUGCCAUAUAAUGAAGAAGAGUAUCAGAUAUUUAAUUUAAGAGUUGCGAUAGCAGUUUUAGACUUUUUGAACAAGGAAGAAAAGAUUUCUAUUUCGAAGGAUCAACUAUCCAAAGGUUUAAUAUCCGUAGAUUGGCCAAGAAGUUUACAUCGAUUAGAUUACUGCUAUGAAUCUAGUAGUGGGAAGAAAAUUGCGUUGCUACUGGACAACGCAAAUAAUGCGAAGGCAGCUCGAAAUUUAGCCUGCCAUUUAAGGGCCAAAUACGGCGGUACGCCAUUAACGUUUGUCAUUGCUAUAACAACUGGGAAGAAGGUGCCACCCUUGCUUGACCCGCUGAUACGUCCGCAAGAUCAUGUUAUCGUGACUAGAUUUGGGUCAGUGGCUGGAAUGCCAUGGAUUCAAUCUUUAGAACCAGUAAAUCUUUUCGCGUUCAUCAAACACCGGUAUACGAGAAAUGUUGACAUGCAGCCGGAUCUUCAGAGUGUCUGGACGUUCCUUGAAACAACUGGGUUAAAGACAGUGGUUCCUGUUAUUGUGUGCGGAUCACUGUAUAUCUGUAAAGAGUUAUUGCGCCUACACAACUGUCACUUGCCAGUAUAA